ACCAGCUCGGGCGAAGGGCAAGACGGUGGCCGAGAAGGCUCCGGGAGGUGGACGGUGGCCGAGAAGGACCGGCAUGGAGCACCUGGAGCGCUGUGCGUGGUUUCUCCGCGGGACGCUGGUGAGGGCGUCGGUGCGGCGCCACCUGCCCUGGGCGCUGGUGGCCGCCAUGCUGACGGGCUCGGUCGUCAAGGAGCUGUCCCCGCUGCCCGAGAGCUACCUCAGCAACAAGCGCAACGUCCUCAACGUGUAUUUUGUUAAAUUGGCCUGGGCCUGGACAGUCUGUCUCCUCCUGCCUUUCAUUGUCCUCACCAACUACCACCUGACAGGCAAGACCAGCCUGGUCCUGCGGCGGUUGAGCACCCUCCUCGUGGGCACAGCCAUCUGGUAUAUCUGCACAGCUCUGUUCUCCAACAUCGAGCACUACACGGGCAGCUGCUACCAUUCUCCAGCCCUGGAGGGCAUCAGACAGGAGCAUCGCAGCAAGCAGCAGUGCCACCGGGAAGGGGGCUUCUGGCAUGGCUUUGACAUCUCGGGCCACUCCUUCCUCCUGACCUUCUGUGCGCUCAUGAUCGUGGAGGAGAUGGCCGUGCUGCACGAGGUGAAGACGGACCGCAGCCACCAUCUCCACGCUGCCAUCACCACCCUGGUUGUCGCCCUGGGUGUCCUGACCUUCAUCUGGGUGUGGAUGUUUCUGUGCACGGCCGUUUAUUUCCAUGACUUGACCCAGAAAGUGUUCGGCACCAUGUUUGGUUUGUUGGGCUGGUACGGGACAUAUGGGUAUUGGUAUCUGAAGUCUUUCUCGCCAGGACUUCCUCCCCAGAGCUGUAGUUUGACUUCGAAGCGAGAUACUUAGAAGAAAUGAAAGAGAAGGACGUAGGGACAGGAGGACAAUGGCUAAUAGGAUUCCCACCUACUUUGUCCAGUGACUGGCUGACUUAUCUGUCCCAUUUCAGAGAGGACCCUUAUUUUAUAUCUUUGGAGUAGGGGACGUCUGGGGAACAAGCUUAGCCGUCAGACUCUGCUGGUGGUCCCACCACGUUGCCAGCAGCGCUAUUCCUGUCAGAUUCUUCUCAUCUCUGGCAAGAUGUGACCUUAAUCUGUCCCCAGAGGGAGAACUAAGGCUCAGCAGAGGGAGAGCAGGCUGCCUCAUCGCGUGGGUCAAGGGAAAAGCAGGGCUUCAGGACUUUCUGCCGUGGUCUCCCGGCUCUGCUUCUCUUGAGAGUUUAGAGGCCAUGGUAAUGCUGUUCUUCUAACAGCCUUCCCCACGCUGACUCUGAGAUAAGCCUUUGUCUCUGGCAGGUUCUUUGUUAAAUUCCCCAAUGCCUCAAGGACACUCUCUGCCUGUAGCAUCUGUGUCCUCUUUGGAAUGUUGACAUUGCACCUGGCUGUGAUUCCCAACAGGGGCCCAUGACCCCACAGUGCCUGGAUGGAUGUCGUUGUUGUUGUUGUUGUUGUUGUUGUUGCUGCUUCUCUGUGUAGCCCUGUGUGUUCUGGAACUCACCCUGUAGACCAGGCUGGCCUCAGACUCAGAGAUCUGCCUGCCUCUGCCUCUGCCUCCCGAGUGCUGGAUUAAUGGUGUGUCCACUACGGCCCAGCCUGGCACUUGGAUGUUUUUUUUCUCUGUCCACACUUCACACUUGUGUAUCGCUGUGUGUUGGGAUUUGGAGCAGUAACAGAGAACCCCAUUUUCUCUCUUCUCUCCUGAGUGACUGCCCUAUGGUUUUAAUCAUUACUACUCUAUUUGUUCUCUGUUGGCAAAGCUCCAGUGUCACCCACACCUUAGCAUGUGAAAAUUGUUUUGAGGGGUUUUUGGGUUUUUUUUUAGAACACUAAUUUUUUAUAUAAACCAAAUUCUUGGCUUGUCAUAUGAAGUCGCACCUCCUAGGAACGUUCCCUUUCUUAGGAAUAUAACUGGAGGCCGGGGCAUGGGGCUGCACACCUCUAACCCAGCACCGGGAAGGCAGAGGCAGGCAGAGCUCUGUGAGGUUGAGGUUGCCUUGCCGAGGCCACGUUGUGAGACCCUGACUCAAGGAAAAAAGAAGGAAGGAAGGAAUAAAACUGGAAAGCGGACUUGUAUUAUUCAGUGAACUUUAAGCUGAGACAGUAAUUCAGUGUUCAUUUGUUCGGAGGCUUUCCUGCCCACCGACUGGUGACAGAGACAGAAUAGGGUUUGGAGACCUCAUAGGACCAUAGGACAAGUGCCACAACCUAAGGGAUUUUUAUCUUUGGAGAUUAUGAUAAUUUAGAAGUGAGAUCAAAUGUUUCCCUCAGAUGCAGGAAGCCAGCCAGCAUGCAAAGACACCUGUAUUACACACUGCCACCAUGCAAAAUCAGCCAUAUUACAUCGCACCAUGGCUUUGGCCCUGCCUCUUUUCUUCAGCUCACAGACAGAACAACCCUAGGAGGGGGUGCUCAACAGCCAUUAGAGUCUUUCUUUGCAGCACUUCCUGGCUUCCAGCCAUGGCAUUCUGUGGCGUUCACUGUGACUGUUAGGAUAAGAAGUCUUGUCACCCACGUCCCAUGUGGCAGGCUUCCAGUCUGAUGAGAAGGGCCCUGUCCUCCCCCCGGUGAUCUCCUUAAGCCAGCACAGCUGAGUCCUGGCCUUUUGGAUGAUGAUCCUUGAAGCUGCUUUGAUGCCUCCUCCCUAGCAGAGCUGGCUAAUGACAUUACCUGAUAAGCUUUGGCCCUGACUGGCCUGACUCAAGCUCAGGUUGUCAGGCGCUUAGUAAAUUAAGAGAUAUCUCUUUCCUUUUCUUUUAAUUUUAGUAUUUUUAAAUUUAAUUUAAUCUUUUGAGUCAGGGCCUUACUAUUCAGUCCUGGCUGGCCUGGAACUCACUGUGGAGACCAGCCUGGUCUCAGACUCACAGAGAACUACCAGCCUGCCUCAGUUUCCUAAGUGCUGGGGUUAAAGGUAUAUAUACUAAGAUCAAAGCCACCACAUCUGGCUACUAAUUAAAAUAUAAUAAUCUAUUUAAAAUAUGUAUUUUAUAUCCUGUUGAGCUACAGGUCAACUUGACCAAUUAUCAUUUAAGAUGUAAGAUGUUGUCAACAAAGGGGAAGAAAGGCAGGCAGAAAGGAGUCCCCAUGAUGUUUUGCUGUGUUGACAGUGGACUGAAAGGGUAUCUGACCUCCUGGGAGUGUCCAUCUAUCUCCCCAUGGUAGCAAUGGGCCUGGGGAUGAUGGUAGGGCUGGUUCCCAGGUAAAGUCUCUCAAGCUGCAUGUUCACAACAGAAGGGGGCAGACACAGGAUGCGGCCAGAGGCUCAUUUGUCAUACUGGGGCUCUGGGCAUUUCCCUCACGUGUUCUGACCAGGUUUAACAUUGAAUCGACAACAUGUGGGAAUUCUCAGUUGCUCAUCGUCCUCUGCAUAUCAGAUGGAUGAAAUCACAUAUGCUUUAUACUUGAUACUCCUCCCUCUCUGCUCUGGGUGGGGUGGUGGGGUGGAGCCCAGGGUUCUGAGCCACACCCCAGGUUCCUCAGAGCCCUCGCCUUCUCAGGAGCGUGCCUCUCCUCCCCGUGUGAGGAGGCGUGGCAUGGGUGAGUAGGCUUGGGCAGCCAUGAGGUGCAGGUGUGAACGUUGGCAUCUCUCCCAAACCACCUGACCACUGUGCAAGCCCUUGUUGGCCUUGUCAGUAAAAUGGAGGCGAUUCUUUGAGAACUGAAAGGAAAUCACAUGUAAGAUGCUGAGCACGUGUGCUCCAUAGGUCAUCAUCUUCUCAACUUUCUUCUGACAGUAUUUAGAGUGUUCUGGCUCCUUUAGAGAAAUCACUCAGAGCCUGGGUAGCUUAUGGAAGUAGUCUCAUGUCAUCUUUCCAAGUGUCCGUUGUCCCUUGGUGGUAAACUCCAGGCUUUGGGAGCAUCUGACUAGUCACGCCAUGCAUUCUGCUUCCCUGCAUGGAGGUUUGUUCACUAGCUUCCACGUGCAUCCGUCAGCUCUCUGGGUACCAGACUGCAUUCGGAGAAUAGCUCGUACCACUGUUACCUACGCACAGUCCCUGUGUAAACUAAGCAAAUUAAAGGGCACUGGAGAUAAUGGAGUCCA
Molecule: messenger RNA, 4042 nt
Organism: Mus pahari (shrew mouse)
Lineage: Eukaryota; Metazoa; Chordata; Mammalia; Rodentia; Muridae
Gene: Fitm2
Product: fat storage inducing transmembrane protein 2
Exons: 2
Coding region: 74-853 (259 amino acids)
Biological process (GO): phospholipid biosynthetic process; lipid storage; lipid droplet organization
Cellular component (GO): endoplasmic reticulum membrane
Source: RefSeq, a predicted model, not a curated record